CACUGCCGGAGACUCUCCACGCACUCCCAGCACAAAUUUGACCGAGAGUGCAACUGUGUCAUAGGCAGCGAAGGACAGCCGCGCCGGCUUUUCACUUCGGUUUCCAGUUUUUAGUUUGGUGUCAACGCCAAGACCGAGGUCAUCUGUUCUUUUAAGAUCACUCCCAUUUCAUUCCUUUCUACAACACCACUGACAAUGGGGUGAUUGUGCUCCUUCUACUCAAUUUCUCCAACAACAAUAAGAAGUCAGCUAAUCCUCCUCAUGUCAGAAGAUUCAGACUCCAAGCACUAUUGCUUCUCAGUGCUGGAGGACCAAGAUGGAGCGUCAGGGUGCCAAGCGUCUACGUCGUGCGGCUCCAUACCAAGGGGGACCUCCGGCUGCAGCUCCAUGGUGCAGCUGCAGCGGAUGAGCAGCUACGGCCAAAGGGGGCCCGAACUGGGCCUGCCGUCAGAGGGCAGCGACAGUAGCGGCCAGGACCCUCCUCUCGCCGGGUCGCGCAAGCUUCGCAAGAGCUCUCGGUUCUAUUCUCUACCGGAGGAAGACGUGGAGAUUAAGAGCAGCGGGUCCAGCGGCAGCGGGACCGAGUCGCACGGCAAUGAGAGCCACGGGAACGACAGCCACGGCCAUGAGAGCAACGGCCAUGAGUCCAUGGGCAGCAGCUCCAACAGUAACAAAGAUUCUGCUUUGCUGGAGUCUUCUGGAAGCAACAAAAGCUCCAACUCCCACAGUCCAUCUCCCCCCAGUAGUUCAAAUGCCUUCAGUUUGCUCAGCUCUGAGCAGGACAACCCUUCCACCAGCGGCUGCAGUAGUCAAGAGUCGGCCAAAGCCAAGACUCAGAAGGAAGUGCUGAAGACCCUGAAAGAGCUGAAGCUGUACCUGCCUGCCGAGAAAAGGCAUGGCAGCAAGUCCACCACGUUGAACACGCUCAAAUACGCCCUGCGCUGCGUCAAGCAGGUGGAAGCCAAUGAGGAGUAUUACCAGCUGCUGAUGACCAAUGACAGUCAACCUUCCGGCCUAGAUGCAUCGUCGUAUACCAUCGAGGAGAUAGACAGCAUAACAUCUGAAUACACCCUCAAAAAUAAUGACAUUUUCGCAGUGGCUGUGUCUCUCAUUACGGGAAAGAUUGUGUACAUCUCGGAUCAGGCCGCAUCCAUCCUCAACUGCAAAAGAGACGUGUUCAACAACAGCAAGUUUGUGGAGUUCCUCAUCCCGCAGGACGUCAGCGUGUUCUACAGCUUCACCACGCCGUACCGCUUGCCCUCAUGGAGCAUGUGCACCGGAGCUGACUCGUCGCCGUCUGACUGCAUGCAGGAGAAGUCCUUCUUCUGCCGUAUCAGCGGAGGUAAGGAGUGCAAGGGCGACCUGCAGUACUAUCCCUUCCGAAUGACUCCGUACCUGAUGAAGGUCCAAGUCGCAGCACACGCCGAGGACCAGUUCUGCUGCCUGCUCCUGGCCGAGAGGGUUCACUCCGGUUACGACGCACCCCGGAUUCCAACAGACAAGCGCGUGUUCACGACGACACAUUCUCCAAGUUGCGUGUUCCAGGAUGUUGAUGAGCGAGCAGUUCCUCUCCUGGGUUACCUCCCCCAGGACCUGAUUGGGGCACCGGUCCUCCUCCACUUGCAUCCUAACGACAGACCCAUCAUGCUGGCCAUUCACAGAAAAAUCAUCCAAUACGCAGGGCAGCCGUUCGACCACUCAUCAAUCCGAUUCUGCACACGCAACGGAGAGUACGUCAUCCUGGACACCAGCUGGUCCAGCUUUGUCAACCCCUGGAGCCGCAAGGUUUCCUUUGUGAUUGGCAGACACAAAGUGCGGAUGGGCCCCGUGAAUGAAGACGUAUUCAUGGCCCCUCUCUCCGCUGGAGCCGACACAAAGAUCAUGGACUCUGACAUCCAGGAAAUCACUGAGCAGAUCCACCGCCUCCUCCUCCAGCCGGUUCAUAACAGUGGUUCUAGUGGCUACAGGAGUCUAAACAGCACCGACCACCUCCUGGGCAUGACCUCGUCUAGCGAAAGCCUUAACAAAGGGAGCAAAUUCCGUCAAGAGGAUGAUGAAGAGGAGGAAGACGUGAGCAGCAAAGCCCGCCCACGAACUUUCCAGGAAAUCUGUAAGGGAAUCCAUCUCCAGAAGCACCAGGAACAGUGCAAGAAAAUUAAUCUUGAUUCUUCUCAAAAGAAACUCACAGUGGUCCGCCCCAAGGACUUGUCCGCCCUCCUGAGCUGGAAGGAAAGUGCCAUGGAGGAGAGCAGGUCUUCUUCCCACGAGGAGAUGCCGCUCAAUGAACAGACUGUCUAUUCCUACCAGCAGAUCAGCUGUCUGGACAGUGUUGUCAGGUACUUGGAGAAUUGCAAUGUCCCCUUCGCUCUGAAGAGGAAAUGCCAAUCCUCCAGUAACACAACGUCAUCUGAGGACAAAGGCAAAAUCAGCACCACAGGGCAACCUUCCCGAGCAGAACCAGCCUUGUUGAAGGAUCAGUCCAGUCUCUCCACUUUGGAAGAUCGCGAUAAAAAGUCCAGUGACGCUGCCAGAGCGGUAGUGGGCACCUCGCUGCCCCUACCUUUACCUAACAAACCAGAAAGUGUGGUGUCCAUCACCAGCCAGUGUAGCUACAGUAGCACCAUAGUGCAUGUUGGGGACAAGAAACCUCAGCAAGAAUCAGAGAUCACAGAGGAUGUGUCAGGGGCGGGCGAGGCGGCAGAAUGCAGCCACAACCCGGCUCAGGCGGUGGCGUCUCGGGACCAAGAAAAGGAGUCGUACAGAAAACUGGGUUUGACCAAGCAGGUUUUGGCAGCCCACACGCAGAAGGAGGAGCAGGCCUUCUUGUUUCACUUCAAGGAACUUCGCAGACUCACUGCCCUCAAAGCAAACUGCUCUCAGUACUUGGAGCGCCAGAGGGAAAAGAAGAGCAACAACGCCGCCCAGUGUGGGAAGCAAAGCAGUCCUGGGGCUGAGCCCAACAUGCUGCGACGCGGUGUGCGCAACAAAAAAAACAAAUCCAAGCGAGCCAAGCAGACAGAAUCCUCUGACAGCACCGCAUCUUAUCAGAGACAACACCAGCUGCGAGGCCCCCCCCUUAACCAGGGCCUUAAUCCCACGUCCUGGUCUGCUUCCGACACGUCCCAGUCCAUGUUCCCCAUAGCCUACCCUGGCUAUCCUCUCCAGGUUGUCCCCAGAGACACUCCUGUGGUGCCCCGUUUGAACGCCCCUCUGCAAGGCUUUGGUAACAAUCAUGGGGAUCCUCCUUGCCCGCCAGUGGUCCCUCAUUCUCCCUACACCACACCGAUGGUUGCCCCCAUCAUGGCUCUGUUGCUGCCUACCUACUGUUACCCACCCUUGAGUACCGGGCCUCCACAUUCAGCGUACCACCCAGAGACUGCCAGUUUCCCCAUCCAAGUCCCACCUUACGCCCAACCCACCAUUCCAGGACCAGCCACCUUAAUGACUCAAGCACCAUUCAACCCCCAGAGCCCCUUUCCUUCUCAAGUAGGCUAUGUGACGCCAUCAUUGUACUUCCCCCCGACGACUUCGGAAACCCUCAAGGCCCCGGAGGGGGUCCAAUCUCGCGCCUCCACGCCACAGUCCGCUUCUCCACCGCUCUUUCAGUCCCGCUGCAGUUCCCCUCUGAACCUCCUGGAAUUGGAGCUAACUGGAGACCGACAGGAUGGCACGACAUUGCCCCCCGGAGGACAAGGCGGGAACGUGGCCGAGCGGGAGAAAGCGACAGUCGGAGGCAAAGCCAAAGAGCUGAAUCAGCCAUCUCUCAGUCUCCUUGGUCCGCCUGGACCAUUGUAUUACGAGGGCACGAUCCAUGUCUGUGAGCGUUUGUCUUGGAAUAAAGGCGUAUUCUCUUCUAGGCUGAGUGCUUGCAGCAGCGAGGGAAGCUCUCGCGGCGACAGCAACAACAGUGACAACAACUCGUCCUCCAGCGACAUGCUAGACAUAAUCCUGCAGGAGGACUCUUGUUCGGGCACCGGCUCGGCCACUUCGGGGUCCAUGCAUUCUCGCUCCAACGGCUGCGGGACUUCAGCCAGCGGAACGUCCAACAGCAGGACGUCCAACAGUGGAGCUUCCGGCAGCGGGAUCUCCGGAAGUGGGACAGGUAGCAACAGCAGCAAAUACUUCGGCAGCGUGGAUUCGUCGCAGAACAGCCAGAAGGUGAAAGGUCACACGAGCAGCAGCGAGAUGGAACAGAGCGAGCGCUUUGUCAACUACGUCCUCCCGGACCCGGUGUGGCUCCUGAUGGCCAAGGCGGACGACAAAGUAAUGAUGACCUAUCAGCUACCCUCACGCGACAUCCAGAAAGUUCUCAAGGAGGACCGCGAGAAGCUGAGGCUGAUGCAGAAGAAUCAGCCAAGGUUCUCGGAGGAACAGAAGAAGGAACUGAUGCAGGUGCACCCCUGGAUGAAGAAGGGAGGGCUGCCCAAGGUCCUCAAUGUCACGGCGUGCUCCUGCUGUGACGGCGCCAUCCACGCACCGCAUACGGACGACCUGCCGGACUUGAACAUGGUUGAAAGCGAGCCCAUGAUGGAGGCGGGCUGCCAAAGGACCACUCGAGAGGAUCCCUCCACUCUGGUUGACACACAUUCAGACUCUACCAAGUAGUAGACAGUGAACCUCCCCCUCUCCCCGCUGUAAAUUUUAAAAUGUGACUGACCAGCCCUUUUUCUGUGGGGGUGGUUUAGGGGGGGAGUUCUUCAUUCCUCUUUGCUUCUUGCUGUUAAAGACUUUGAAAUGUCUCACCAUUUUUGUAGUUUUUUUUUUUAAAAACCCUCCUGUUAUGUUAUGGGUCAAAUUAUUAUUUUUCUUUUAAUGUUAAAAAUAGAGGUCCUAUUUUUGUUUACUUCUUAUUUCCCCAAAUCCUCAAAUUAAGACAUUUUGUACUUUUUUUUUUUUGUCAAAUUCAAGUUGCAAACUUGUAGAAUGAAUACACAUCAUACCUAUUUUAUAUUUGACAAGCUUUGCUUGUUUCAAAUGGGUCAAUUUGAUUUGGGAUGGUUAUCUGUUACUAUAAUAUGUUUGACACAAGAGAUGUUGUAUGCUCUCAAAAAUCCACCCAAAAAGUUCAAAUAACAUUAUGUAGUGAUAACCAACACAUCAUGAUUUUUUUUUUUUUUUGACAGUCUGGAACAGAUUAAUGGCGUUUUUGUUCAUUUCAAUGGAGAACAAUGAUUUGAGAUACAAAUGCUUUGAUUUACCAGCAUCAUCACAGACUGAACUAAAGUCUUAUAUCAAAGCGCCAUUGUAAAUCAUUAUGACCUCAGUUAAAAAAACGUGAAAUGAAUUUACAGUACAUUAUUUCCAAGAGGAAGUUUUUUUUUUUUUUUUUUUUUUUUAAGGCUCCAUUUGACCUGAACGCAACAGGAGGGUUCAAGAGAUGAGCGAUUUUCCCCAACCCCCAAUUCUUUCCUCACAUUACUUAAAAACAGAAGUGUAACUUUUUUAUGUCUGCUUUUGUGAAACACUGAAGAGAAGACAUGGAAAGGGAGCGUGAGGAUGUUUAAAAAAAACAAAACAAAACCAAAAAAAACUGCCACAGAAAAUGACCACAUUGUGGCUGCUGACUGAAAAAUCACACUUUAGUGAUUUGCUGUUAUGACACUUUGCUGGGCGUGUGUGUGUAAAAGUCAUCGGAAUGCACUUGUGCACUUUUGUGAGCUAUGUAAGAGGAGAAAUUGUGAGGAUGUCUUCUUUUUGUGCCCUCUAAUUCUUUUCAAGUUUUGCACUGUGAUUGUAAAUAAUGUGAAUUCAAAAGAAUGAACUGCUGAAGUCAUUGUCUA
Syngnathoides biaculeatus (alligator pipefish) is the source of this 5780-nucleotide messenger RNA. It is a transcript of the gene per2, whose product is annotated as period circadian clock 2. NCBI's taxonomy places the organism in Eukaryota, Metazoa, Chordata, Actinopteri, Syngnathiformes, Syngnathidae. Gene Ontology annotation, cellular component: nucleus; cytoplasm. The record is from RefSeq and is a predicted model, not a curated record. The coding region runs from base 262 to 4605 and encodes 1447 amino acids. Gene Ontology annotation, biological process: circadian regulation of gene expression; entrainment of circadian clock by photoperiod; negative regulation of transcription by RNA polymerase II. Gene Ontology annotation, molecular function: transcription corepressor binding; transcription cis-regulatory region binding. The transcript is spliced from 24 exons.